This is a messenger RNA of Fulvia fulva, 3678 nucleotides long. RefSeq lists its product as uncharacterized. The record is from RefSeq and is a predicted model, not a curated record. The coding region runs from base 1 to 3678 and encodes 1225 amino acids. Gene Ontology annotation, cellular component: cytoplasm; nucleus; centrosome. Gene Ontology annotation, molecular function: ATP binding; protein kinase activity. NCBI's taxonomy places the organism in Eukaryota, Fungi, Ascomycota, Dothideomycetes, Mycosphaerellales, Mycosphaerellaceae. Gene Ontology annotation, biological process: protein phosphorylation; chromosome segregation. The transcript is spliced from 7 exons.
AUGGCCCAGAAUUUCGAGGCGAUCCUCGAGGAAGAUUUCGCCGGCUUCUGCAUUAAGUGGGUCAGACCGGAGCAUAGACAGCAUCUUCGAGCAGCACUGCAUCAAGAAUGGAUGGGUAUGUCCACAGAUGGACAAAAUGUCGUCUUAGAGCAGAUUAGCCAGAUGCGUGGUGCCGCUGGCCACCGAACAGAAUACGAGAAUGCCAUUGCGGCCCAGGUGUAUGACUUGAACCGACCUCCUAAGAACGCUCAUGCCGCACGACUGCAGCUUCUGGACAACCUGGACGACUGGGCCAUCGGCAGUCGGGAGCAAAUUCAAAGACUCCUGGCGAUGCUUGGGGUGUUGAAGACAGAUCUGCAGCAAUGGUCCUUCCCGCCGCUGGCAUUUAUUGCUUGUGUGGACAGCUGGCGACUCGUUGCAAACCAGUGGUCACAGCCUCAGAAGCACCAUCAGGCGAGACGGGACGAGCUUCACAAAUUGCUUCGUAACACGCCUGGACGCAAGGUUGAGGCGGAAGAAUUGACGGGUGUCGAUGAACUGUUCGAUGAAGCCGCGAGGCAAGCCAGCCAACAUCCGACUAUACCAAAUCCAUCAACACCGCCACUAUUUCGAUAUAUCGAAGAUUCCCAGGAUGUGAAUAUUCGGUGGGAGUUGAAGUAUUUCAACGACAAAGGGGGCCAGAAUUCCGGCGUCGCUCUGAUGUGCGGCGUUGAUCAACAUGGUACUAUCAUCACAAGAGCAGUGCAGAAGAGGAUUAGACCAAGAAGGAUGGAUGAUCCGAGGGACUGGGUCGGUGAUCUGGUGUCUGGCGAUACGUUGCCGGUCUUGAAAGAAUAUGCCACUCAGGUCGUGGCAUCUGAGGCCAAUGACGCGAGAUUUAUUCUCAAGACGCUGGCUGAGCCGGCAGAUUCUGGCAACGGAGAGCACCGACUGUACUUGGAGUACGCACCACACGGCGACCUCGACACCGUGGUGGAUGCCCACAUGGGGCAAGGCACAAAGGUACCGGAGGCUUUCGCAUGGCUAUUGUUCCAAGCUCUGAUCGAGAGCGCCCUUAUCUUGAAGAAAGGUGUUCUUCAUGGGGCUGCUCCAGACGACUGGCGACAAAUCGUGCAUCGAGACUGGAAACUGGGUAACGUGGUCCUUGGGCUUAAAGCUGAUGACCACUUCCCGCAGUACCCGCGACCCCGGGUCUCGGACUUUGGCUUUGCAAUAUUCACCGGCGAGGACGAUCCUCUCAAUCCUAACUUUUGGGUUGGCGAUGGGACUAAUGGAUGGUACCCACCUGAAGGAAUGAAGUAUAUCGACUCGGAGACGGGCAAGGUGGUUGAUAAUUGGAAGAUGCUCUCAGCUUGUAACGUAUGGGGCAUCGGCAUAGUCAUGUAUGAUCAAGUCGGCCUGGGAGACCAAGAUGCAGGGGAUGACCUACCCGAAGAUGACGACUCCGAGGACAACGAAAACUUUAGCUACAAACUCUACCCACACCUCGCGGGAGACUACAGUGUGAGACUCUGUGAAGCGGUGCAAGAUUGCUUGGCGUUCCACCCUGGUAAGCGACCAUCUAUCGAGAAUCUGAAGAACUGGAUCGAUGGAGUGUUCAGCGAGCCUGGCUCGGAUCUUCGACAGUUGAAUCGUGGGAUCAUGACGGCAUAUGCCAAGACCGUGUUGUAUAAGCUGGAGAAAGAUCGGUAUAAGAUUCACAUGGUCUGGAAUGAUGCGGCGAAUCGGGGUGAGCCGGAUAGUUCGGAUUUUGAGGAGGAUGAGGAGGAAGGGGAGAUGGAGGAAGGGGAGAUGGAGGAGGAUAGUAACAAUGGCAGCACGACGCGAUUUGCGAUUUCGGAAGACCCCAAAAGCAACGACGAAGAUAAACUAGCAGGAAAACCAGAAGAAGAGAACGAAGAGGCAGAAGACCUCAUGGGCUUGGGAAUCGACAAGGAGCCAGGAGAAGAUUUCCUUCGGUUCGUGAUCGGGGAUGAUGCUACAGGAGCCCAAGAUGUUGCGGCAGCACAAGAGUGGUGGGGCAGAACUCGUGAUGAGGAAGCAGCCAUUGACAAAUGCAUGUCAUGGAUCUCGGUUGUCUCACCUACGCGGAGCACUGUGGCUGGACGUCUCCAAAUCGACCGACAGAACGUCAAGAAGACUGUGAACUCGACGUUGAAUGAUCGCUUGUGGAAUCUUGAUGUCUAUGACAACGACUUGAGCCAACAGCUACUCACGUACAAGGAGUAUGUCUCAGGAAUCAACGACCUCGAACGAACAUACGCUCUUAUGGCUCCUCCGGGCUCUUUCCUACUCCGAGGCAUUCGAUAUUUGCAGAAGACUGCCAAAGCUGGACAGAAAGAUCUGGAGGAUGAAGCAGCCAAAAUACGAGAGACCGUUCACAGCUUGAAGCGUAGAUCCCCAGGAAGGAAAGCACCCAGGAAGCACACCAGGGGCGAGUUCGAUAGAAUGAAACGUCAGGCCUAUGAGCAGCAACGCAGUAUGCCUGGUCCUGCCCUACGACACCCGUGCACUCCAAUACACCCAGAUGUUGUAAAAUGGCAUCAUAUCAUUUUGGACAAUACUGGCUGCCAGAACGAAGGGACAGAAGUGUGUCUUGGUGUUGCCUGGGAUGGUAGGAUAGUGGACAGAAGGGUACAGAAAAUUGUGCACCAUGAAGGUGAAAAUUGGGGCUCGCCGCAUAAGUGGUGGUACUUUCAGAACGAUGAACUCUACCCUAUGGAGUACGUCACGCAGACGACAGUUGGUCAGUCGGCAGAAGCACGGUUUGCUCUGCAGACCACGUCUGAGCCGGUGUUGCAGACGGAUCGACAGAUGUUCCAUCUGUAUCUUGAAUUUGCACCUUGCGGUGACCUCGAGAAGGUCAUAGACGCCCACAUAGAGACAGGACAUCCCAUACCCGAAACCUUCAUCAUGCUUGUCUUCCAAAGCCUGAUCGAGACAGCUAUGAUCAUGAAGAAGAACUUCACGCAUCCCAAAGCCCGAGCACCAUCCAAUUGGCUAGAAAUCGUACAUAAAGACCUGAAGCCGGCGAAUAUCUUCCUCACGCUCCCGAACGAAAACCACUUCCCAUGCUUCCCAACACCGAAACUCGCAGACUACGGCUUGGCGACUUUGACACACAAGGAUGAUCCACUCAAUCCAUCGUUCUACAACACCGUCGGAACCUCAGGCUAUGAUGCCCCCGAGCAAUCCAGCAUGUAUGACCCGGUGACCAACAAGCCAGUCGAUAACUUCCCUAUCCUCUCACCCUGCAACAUCUGGGCCAUUGGUGCCGUCAUGUACACCAUGAUGACGCUCAACGACCUCUCGCUGUACGAAGUCGAAGCGCUCCCUUACUAUGUCAACGCAGGUAAAGAGAAAGCGAAGGGGGACGAAUUCGAGCGGAACCUCGAUGACGAUCUCAGAAAACGAUGGGGCCAUCUCAGGACUUACAAUGCUGCGUUGAGACAUGCGGUGCAGAGUUGUAUGAACUUUCUGCCAGAGGCGAGGCCUGCGGUUGAGGAGUUGAAAGAGUGGAUUGAUACUGAGAUGAGGGAUAAUGAGGGGUUCAAGAACGCGAGCAGGGGGUGGGCCUUUGAAGGAGGGUUAUGCUGGGAACAGGAGCGGGAGGAGUGGAAGUUAGGGAUGUGUUGGCCGCCGAAGGUUGGGCUGGGCCUUGGGCGUGGGAGGAGGUGA